Messenger RNA from Cuscuta europaea, 2056 nucleotides. The record is from the annotation of a GenBank genome assembly. NCBI's taxonomy places the organism in Eukaryota, Viridiplantae, Streptophyta, Magnoliopsida, Solanales, Convolvulaceae.
GUUUCUUUUUGUAUCACAGAUGCAAACACUAUUGAGUAGUGAAUAAAUGCAUUCCUGCGGCCUAUAUAAACCGCAUGUGAUCUUCUAUAUGUUGUGUGCAUUUAUUUAAGUGGCCGGCAUGACAGGAUAUAUAGUACCCUUACCAUAGCUAGCUAGCUACCCGGCCACAUUAUAUAUCAUUGAUCAUGAGAGGCUUAAUUAGCUUCAGAAGCCUCAUGACUACAUCUAUGAUGAUAAUGGUGGCAUUUCUUGUAUGGUCAUCCACCAGUGUAGAAACCUGCCAUGGGAGAAGACAUCAUUCGAGGGCAACAAGAGGUGCCACCUCACCAUCUCUCUACAACAUCAAGGAGAACAAAUAUAUUGGCGGCGGCAAACACCAACACGGCAAUGCCGCCGGAAAAGCCAAGUCCAAACACUACCCACCUCCGCCGCCUUCGCCUUCUCCGCCAUCUCCGCCGUUUGGCGACGAUGCAGACAGCUCGGUUUUCAAUGUGUUGGAUUUUGGAGCAAAGGGUGACGGAGAGACAGAUGAUACUAAGGCAUUCCAAGCUACAUGGGGUGCAGCUUGUAAGGUGGAAGCAUCGACGGUUAUGGUGCCUUCAGAACAUGUGUUCCUAGUGGGGCCCAUUUCAUUCUCCGGGCCUUACUGCCAACACAACAUUGUUUUCCAGCUUGAUGGCACAAUCAUAGCUCCAACGAACUCAAAGGCUUGGGGUUCAGGUCUUUUCCAAUGGCUUCAAUUCACAAAGCUGGUGGGACUUACAAUCAAAGGCAGCGGAACAAUAGACGGGAGCGGCUCCGUGUGGUGGCAGAGCCGCCCGUUCGAUGAUCUGAGAGAGGAUGAGAUGAAACUAAAUCCGGCAGCAAUUCCAGAAAAACGCUCACCUGGGGGGGAAAUGCCAACCUUAAAGCCGACUGCGCUUCGGUUCUAUGGGAGUUUCAAUGUGACAGUGACAGGUAUAACGAUUCAGAAUAGCCCUCAAUGCCACCUCAAAUUUGAUGACUGUGCUGGGGUGUAUGUGUACAAUUUCACUGCCUCAUCGCCUGGAGAUAGCCCCAACACAGAUGGAAUCCAUCUUCAGAACUCAAAGGAUGUUCUUGUCCACAGCAGUAACCUUGCUUGCGGUGACGAUUGUGUUUCAAUUCAAACUGGAUGUGCAAAUGUAUUCAUACACAAUGUAUAUUGUGGACCGGGGCAUGGAAUCAGCAUUGGAGGAUUAGGAAGAGACAACACAAAAGCUUGUGUGUCAAAUAUCACCGUGCGUGACAUUAUUAUGCGUAACACCAUGAAUGGUGUAAGGAUAAAAACAUGGCAGGUACGGAAACCUUUUCUAGGCAUAUCAUACUUACUACCCUAUGAGUGCUACUUCAGAUCAAGUGACCCCUCAACUGCAAUGGAUCAAAACAUACCCUUGGUGCUUCAGGUACUUCAAUUAUUGUCGCAUUUUAAUUAACUAAUUAUGUACGUGCAGGGUGGGUUAGGGUUGGUGCAAGGGAUUCUAUUUUCGAACAUUCAGGUUGAUGAGGUUGAAGUGCCAAUAAUAAUCGACCAAUUCUACUGUGACAAAAGAGCAUGCAAGAACCAGACAAGUGCAGUGGCUGUAUCGGGAAUCCACUACGAGAACAUCAGAGGGACAUACACGGUGAAACCAAUGCAUUUUGCAUGCAGUGACAGCACGCCGUGUUUGGAUGUGACCUUAGACAGGAUCAAACUACAGCCACUGCAAGAGCGCUACCGAAUGUACGACCCGUACUGUUGGCAGACAUUCGGAGAGUUGUACUCUCCUGCUUCCCCUCCCGUUCAAUGUUUACAAGUUCAUAAGCCAUCUAGCAGCGUGGAUCACAAUCAGUGUUGAAUAAUUAUUAGUUUGUGAGGUCGGCGUGGUUUUCCCAACCCCCCUUCACACCAUUGCUUAAUUAGUCAUGUAAAUGGAAUUCAUUUGAUCAGUAGCUAGUACAAUUAGAUUAGACAAAAAAUUUCUUUAUUCAAUAACUAGGGCUUUGUUCCAGCUAGAACACGCAUGUGUCAUAAUAUAUAAAUAAAGUUUGGAAUACA